AUGGACUGGGAUCGCAGAAGAUUCGAGGAUCGGAGAGGGGGAGAAAGUUACCGUCCAGCUGAGAGGACUGGCCGCUCCCCUUCUCGUGCAUAUGACAUUCGUCGACGCUCGCCACCACGCACCCGUUCUCCUCGACCACGAAGUCGCUCCCGGCCACAGGCUGAUACAUGGGUUCCGCCAUCUGGCAGGAGUUAUGGACGCCCGCGGAGUCGCUCCCCGCCACCAUAUCGGCGCCGCUCACGCACUCCACCGGCGAGAGGCUUUGGUCCCACUCCUUACGAAAGAAGAAGAUCUCCACCAAGAAGAUUUUCGCCCAGAAGAGAUGACAGAAUCAGGUCUCCGCCACAAUCCUGGCGUUCAAAAUCGCCAUUUAGUGAUGGCAGAUCACGCGAUGCAUCCUGUGCGCGCACCAGUCCAAGACGGCCCCACGAUAUAACUCCAGGGAGCCAGGUCCCCCGACCCGCCAGACGAGACGUCCCCACAGCUCUGGUUUCCGAUAACUUCCAGAAACCCACCUCCCCACGAGCCCAAGCAGAUAGUUCCAUACCGCGGAGUCCAUCUCAAAGUGCUCACCUAGAUCCUCCGUCGGAUGGGGGGACCCACAACAGGAUUACGACACACUCGAGACCAACUUCGCCUCCACCAAUUCCGCCCUCACGCCCGGGGUCAGCACCACGCCACUCAUCUCCUGCUGUAGAGAAAGCUGUAUUCUCGUCCCAGGGAUGUCGGAGCCGCUCGCCAAUACAUUCAGCACCCUCACAGCGCUUCUCGAAACCCCCAGGCCGAACCUCUUAUCGAGACUCACAAAUCGACACUGAACCUUCCACUUUCCCAAAGCGACCAGAGUACGAGGAUCGAGUUACUGAUGUGCUUACUCUACCUGUUCAACCCUUUGAAAAAGUGCAUCAAGGCCUGCCUCAACUGGACGGUCCUAGAACCACCGGAAACAUCCCCACACAGCCGAAGAACCACGGCGCUAGCCCACUAUUGCAACACCCAUCCGGACCUUACCAAGGCUCAAGACCGCCUCACCAGCAUCGAGGAUCCCAGAACGUCUCCCUACUUUCGGCGCCAACGCGCCCUCGCCGAGGAGCUGGGUCGCGUGACCCUUGGGUAGGAACACCACCAACACGACGUGGAUCGGCGGCUCCAUCCAAUGGGCCACCCGCAGGACCCCGGGCAUCUUUCUCGUCGCCCACAUCUAGCGGGGGAGGGUUCCGACAGUCCACUUCUCGGCCAUCCAACACUUCUACGACCCAACCAUUGGUACACAAAGGCCCGAACCACUUGGCCGGGAUUGGAGCUCUCAUCCCAGAAGGGAAGUGUUUCCCGUCUUCCCUUGACCCGGCUGCCGAAAAGCGGUUGUUCCAACUUGAGGCGGACAAGGAAAAGCUUCUUGAACAAAUUGCAGAAAUACAACGAACCAAACGAGCAGAGCUUCGUGAUUGGGACCGACUAGAUCGCGAGAGCGCGAUAUGUGCUCUCAAAAGUGAGUUGGCUGAAGGACAUCUCCAACGAAUGGCCGAUGAGAGCAUCGGAGGCGGAAUCUUGUUCUAA
This is a messenger RNA of Penicillium olsonii, 1557 nucleotides long. NCBI's taxonomy places the organism in Eukaryota, Fungi, Ascomycota, Eurotiomycetes, Eurotiales, Aspergillaceae. The record is from the annotation of a GenBank genome assembly.